AUGGAUUCUUCUCCUUCUUCUUCGAGAAAUAACAAGAAGGUCAAUAAAUUUUCCGUGAGAAAGCAAACCCUAUUCAAGAAACCAUCUACCAGUUUGUUGAUGAGACAAGAGACGAUUCUGAGAAAAGCUGGCGAGCUCUCCACUCUCUGCGAUAACGAAAUUUGCGUUAUCCAUUAUGAUCGUGUCGGUAACCUCGUGAAAACUUGGCCCGAAGAUGAGUCCCAAGUCCAAGUCAUAGCCGAAAGAUAUAGCAAACUCACCCACGAAGAGAAACAAAAGAAGAGCACCAAUCUUUCUAAGUUCUGUAACAAGAAGAUGCACGACGAGAAGAAGAGAUUUCCAAUUAAAUUCUCACAGAAAGUCCAAGAACUCGAAGGUUCCUUGGUGAGUAAGUUACAGCUAUUACAAGACAUACUUCUUCGUGAGGAUCAGAGCUUUAUGUCAGAACAAAACACCACUUUUCUCCAUUCUUCUUGUGGCUUCGCCUCAAAGGACUCAUCUUCGUCUUCACAACUUGCUGUUCCUGAUCAUCAACAACAGACUGAAGCAACAAGUACCGAGCAAGACAUGAGUCGUGGUGAUGUUUAUAACUCUGCCGCAGCAACUCAUCAGAGGCUUUGCUUGGGGGACAAGGCUUCAACUUUGGCUUUGGCAACAACAAUGUCAGUACUGCUUUACCUGAGGAGCAAGUUAACUUUGGAUACUACAACAACAGUCUCAACUUUGGGUAUGACUUCAACAAUCUUUGUACAUGAUGUCAUGUAG
Molecule: messenger RNA, 765 nt
Organism: Brassica oleracea var. oleracea
Lineage: Eukaryota; Viridiplantae; Streptophyta; Magnoliopsida; Brassicales; Brassicaceae
Product: agamous-like MADS-box protein AGL93
Exons: 2
Coding region: 1-765 (254 amino acids)
Molecular function (GO): protein dimerization activity; DNA binding
Source: RefSeq, a predicted model, not a curated record